AUGAUGACUCAAAAGAAGGCGUACUACGAAGAGACGACUUCCCUGAACCUAGGCCCCGAAAAGUCUGAGCUCCCUGAAAUACUUUCCACAAUCGAUCCCUUAGAGACCGGCUUUGUGCCUUUCAUUCCCUUCCUAUCUUACGCUGCCAUCGCUAUUCACACCAAGGACGACUCAGAAGAGGAAGACAAUGGAGAUGAGGACGAUGACGACAAUUAUCACGACGAAAAUGAUCAAGAGCAGGUUAACGCGGCAUUCAAGCUCUUCACACACGGUGGACCGGGACCUAUAACUCUUGCGCACUUACGACGCGUAGCGAAGGAAUUGAAAGAAGAUGUACCGGAUGAUGUGCUGAAAGACAUGAUUCGCGAAGCAAAUGGUGGUGUGAAAGGAAAAGGGAAGGACACUGGCGGCGUCGGCGUCGAAGAUUUUGAGAGUGUUUUGAGAAGGGCGGGAGUGUCGUUCGGCUAG
Messenger RNA from Didymosphaeria variabile, 468 nucleotides. RefSeq lists its product as uncharacterized. Bases 1 to 468 code for a protein of 155 amino acids. Lineage: Eukaryota; Fungi; Ascomycota; Dothideomycetes; Pleosporales; Didymosphaeriaceae. The transcript has 2 exons. The record is from RefSeq and is a predicted model, not a curated record.